Telopea speciosissima is the source of this 610-nucleotide messenger RNA. RefSeq names its product protein NUCLEAR FUSION DEFECTIVE 6, mitochondrial-like. Gene Ontology annotation, cellular component: mitochondrion. The record is from RefSeq and is a predicted model, not a curated record. The transcript has 3 exons. NCBI's taxonomy places the organism in Eukaryota, Viridiplantae, Streptophyta, Magnoliopsida, Proteales, Proteaceae. The coding region runs from base 39 to 329 and encodes 96 amino acids.
UUCCAUUGCGGCUAAGGUAUGCUUAUCUCUGCUUAGCCAUGCCAGCCAUUGCCAUCUCCUGCGCCCGUUCCGCUCUCCGCUCCACAUCUGUCCGCACUGCAGCGGCCAGACUUGCAACAGAAGCCAAAGCCGCUCGAUCUCCUUUUCUCAUCUCCAAGCAGAAGCCUCUCUCUCAUCGCAUCUUCAGGUCUCCCGUUGAGAUGAGCUGCUGUGUUGAAUCGUUGUUGCCGUAUCACACGGUGACCGCCUCCUCAUUGCUGAUUUCGAUGCUUUCGGUCCCUCGGCAGACCUAUGGUUGGAUUUCUCAAGCUUGCAAUGAUGAUGUAUGAUGAGUGUCCAGAGGGCUCGGGCAAAGUUUAUUUACAAUCCUGCAUUGCUAGACAGUGAUGCCUUAUAAAUUAGAAGUACUGAAUGAGCUGCAAAGUGCAAACAGCUAAUUGAUCAUUUUUGUGAGCUUUCAACUUUUUUGAACUAGUGAUUGUUCUAAUGUUCUUUAACUAGUCAAAGUUUGAUGCCUUUGUAUCCCAUCCUUUUGGAUUGGCUGAAAAAGCCUGGAAAUAAUAAUUGCAAAAUAUCUAAAAUGAAAUCCAUAAGUUACUUGUGUUUAGAA